This is a messenger RNA of Lodderomyces margitis, 1101 nucleotides long. RefSeq lists its product as uncharacterized. Bases 1 to 1101 code for a protein of 366 amino acids. Lineage: Eukaryota; Fungi; Ascomycota; Pichiomycetes; Serinales; Debaryomycetaceae. Gene Ontology annotation, molecular function: GTP binding; GTPase activity. Gene Ontology annotation, biological process: small GTPase-mediated signal transduction. The record is from RefSeq and is a predicted model, not a curated record. The transcript has a single exon.
AUGUCUUCAUCAACCCAUGCAUUACCUGGUUACGAUCCUCCUCCACAAUAUACCGCUUAUAAUGUUAAUCAACAACCACCACCACCACAACAACAACAACAACAACAACAACAACAACAACAACAACAACAACAACAACAACAACAACAACAACAACAACAACAACAACAACAACAACAACAACAACAACAACAACAACAACAAAACAAGCAAACCCAAAAUGAUUCACCACAUUUAGAGUCGUCAUUGAAAAUCAUCACUAUCAAACAAAAAAUAUUGCCAACAUACAACAAAGCAAUAAUGGACAAGAGGCCAGUUCCUUAUUCUGCUAAGAUAUUUGUAGCUGGUGAUCUUGGUGUUGGUAAAUCAACUUUAAUGUGGAAUUACAAAACCGAUGAUAGAAUGUUGACGUUUCAUGAUCACCUGCAUUACAAUUGGUACAGCAUGAAAAUGAAAGGGCCUUAUAGUUUACCGUUCCUUUUAACCGUUCUGCAUGCUAGUACUAAAGGAAACCCUAAUCAUCUAUAUGUGGGCUGUCCACUUUUCCUUGAUGAAGACAUCAUCUUACUAUGUUUUGCAAUGGAUAACAUUUUAAGUUUGUUCAGUGUCAGGACCAAAUGGUAUCCAAUCUUGAAAGAGCUGAUGGGCUCAAAAAAUAUUCCUAUAAUUCUUGUGGGUACAAAAGGGGACUUGCCUUCCACUUUGCCCUUUGAUCUUGUGACCCAAACUGCUAAAAAUAUUGGAGCAAUUGCUUUUAUUCAAACUUCAUCAUUGCAAAUGCUUAAUGUCAGUACUGUGUUUGAUUAUGCUAUACACCAUUUACAUAAGGAAUGGAAAACAGGAUCAACUAUAAUUGAUGACAAGAGUCUUCGCCCAAACUCCUUCGAGACUGGAUUAUCCAAAAAAGAAAAAUUGCUGAAUAAUGAAGGACAAUCGGCUGGAUCACCUGUUGUUAACCAAGAAUGGAUCCAGUUUGAUUCUCUGGACUUGAAGGUCGUGGAUGCUGCAAAACCAAAGGUUGUAAUUUCCAGUGAAAUAAGUAUAUCCUCCAAUCAAAAAAUGAGCAGGAAGAAGAAAAAGAAUACUUGCGUCAUAGUAUAG